Meloidogyne enterolobii is the source of this 225-nucleotide messenger RNA. NCBI's taxonomy places the organism in Eukaryota, Metazoa, Nematoda, Chromadorea, Rhabditida, Meloidogynidae. The record is from the annotation of a GenBank genome assembly.
AUGACAUCUUCUGAUAAAAACGAAUUAACUGGCACGAUAGGCAAUGAUGAUUUUACCUCAAGAGAAUUUAGUUCUUGUCAUUGGCAUUUACAAGCACCCCAAGGAAAAUUAAUAGAAUUGGAAGUAGUCAGGCUAGGCUCUCAAACAAGUUGCCACGAAGCCUGUUUUUAUGGAAAUGUUGAGUUUAAAUUGCGUGCUGAUUUUACGAGGACAGGGAUAAGGUAA